UUUGUUUCUUCUUCUUCAAUUUUGACCAUCUCCAACGCUCAACAGUUAGAACGGCGCAUCGAAAAUAGAUAAUGGAAGUGGAGAUGAUAACUGAAUUUUUUGCUCAACUUUAAAUUGUCACCUACAUUAAAAUGGCAAUGAGGCGCGACAUAAAAAGUGUCUGGAAAUAUAAAACAAUUUCCUUAGCAGGAAAAUUCCUCGUUUUGCAAUGUGUGAUUGCGCAAAUAAAUUCAGAAAUAUCUCUGCCAGGGAAAUAUUCAAAACCAUGUUCGAAUUACAAACCAGGCGAAGACGAUUUGCAAACCUUCGAUUUUGUAAGAAGAUAUAAUUUAGAUGUGUUAGGAAAUCAUUAUUUAAACAAAAUUUUCAAAGUGAAGGGUACCAACCGGAUGCAGACAGCCUACAGAUUAGAUAAGGAAGCGGAUGUUACAAUUCCCACCAAGGAUAUUUUUCCUUCUGGAUUGCCCGAAGAAUUCAGCCUGGUAAUUACAAUGAGAAUUAACAGAUUAUCAAAGGCAUCGUGGCAACUUAUGAGAAUUUAUAAUUUCAAAAAUGAUUCCGAGUUUGCAAUCAUCCUAAAUCCAAAAAGGCAGACUAUUGAAUUUUCCAUUUUGGACCUCAAGGGUACUCAGCAAAUAAUUUCAUUUUUUGCACCUCAGAUUUUCAACAAAAAUUGGCACAAGAUUCACUUUGGAGUAUUUUAUCAAAGUGUCGUUCUUUACAUUGACUGCAAGAAAGUUGCAACUAAAGGAAUAAAUUUACGUGGAUUUAUCGAUGUCAGCGGAAAUAUUGCGCUGGCGAAAAUAUUUAAAGGCAAUGCAACGGUGCCAAUUGAUUUGCAGUGGAUGGUACUAAAUUGCGAUCCCACUCGACCUGAAAGAGAAACUUGUGAGGAAAUUCCAGGCAAUAAUGCUGGAUCAGUGCAAAAAAAUGUUCAGCAAUGCAAUAAUAUUUGUCCUUUAAUUUUUAACAGUACACUCGCAAAUUCGCAAAUUUCGAGAAAAGGAUAUAAUAUUAAAAUCGGACUUCCUGGACUGAAAGGCGAGAAGGGAGAUUCGGGACCAGUGGGUCCACCAGGUCCAUCUUGCAAAGUGUGUUAUCCAAAUCUAAAUUAUUCUCACGUGGAUAAAAAAAUGGAUUCAAAAGGAGAUUUUUAUUUGAGGGGACAAGGUGGAUCAAAAGGACAAACUGGUCCAGCUGGCCCUGAGGGGCCAAGAGGACCCCCAGGCAUUCCUGGAAAAGAUGGAAUACAUGGAAAAGAGGGUGAAAAAGGUUUCCCGGGGAAAUCUGGCGAGCCUGGACUUCAAGGUCUUCCAGGAGAAAAAGCUAGCGAAGAUAUUAUUCGAGAUGUUUGUGUCAGAAUUUGGACAGAAAAAAUAUCAGAGAUGAUGGAAUUUUUCGAGGCACAGGUACACGUUUUUGGAAGUAAGCCAGGAAGACGAGGUCCUCCAGGUCCUCCAGGAUCUCCAGGUAUUCCUGGUACACUUGGAGAAAGAGGACCAAUGGGUCCGCCGGGCCCAGAGGGCCCAUCUGGCUUUCCUGGAACAGAUGGCCUUCGAGGCGAAAAGGGAGAAAAGGGUGAUGCAGGAACUGGCCUUCCAGGCCCUAUUGGCUUUCCGGGAACUCAAGGUCCCCAAGGUAACGAUGGUAGACCCGGUCAACCUGGACGACCAGGUGAUAGAGGCGAACCCGGUAGACCAGGUCAGCCUGGAUCGCAUGGACAACCAGGAUUAUCCGGACCUCCCGGAUUUUGCGAAUUUUGCAAUUAUCCGAAUGUGCAAUAUUCUUACAAUGAAAAAGGGCCUUAAUUUAGGAA
Belonocnema kinseyi is the source of this 1816-nucleotide messenger RNA. RefSeq names its product collagen alpha-1(IX) chain-like. The coding region runs from base 132 to 1808 and encodes 558 amino acids. The record is from RefSeq and is a predicted model, not a curated record. NCBI's taxonomy places the organism in Eukaryota, Metazoa, Arthropoda, Insecta, Hymenoptera, Cynipidae. The transcript has 16 exons.